Gadus morhua (Atlantic cod) is the source of this 4190-nucleotide messenger RNA. RefSeq lists its product as uncharacterized. The record is from RefSeq and is a predicted model, not a curated record. Lineage: Eukaryota; Metazoa; Chordata; Actinopteri; Gadiformes; Gadidae. Bases 566 to 4108 code for a protein of 1180 amino acids. The transcript has 3 exons.
AGAGAGUGAGAGAGAGAGAGGGAUAGUUGUCCGUGCGAGGCAGCCCGUCACACUGCUGUAGUGAGGGGAGAACGUGCACACGCUGCAGCCGAGCCAAAACAAGACGACUAGAGACGGAAUUCAGGACGCAGAUGCCCUCCCCUCCUCCUCCUCCUCCCUCUCCUCCUCCCCCUCCUCCUUCCCUCCUCCCUCUCCUCCUCCCUCUCUUCCUCCUCCUCGGGAGCACAGAGAGGAGUUUGCAGAACGCACCUUUCCGAAACACUUCUCAUGCUGCAGCCCUGCGAUGCUGAGACAGGGGUGGUGACGGGCUGGUCAGAGGAGUUGACCUCAUCACUGGUGGAAUCUAAAACACAGGAAGAGUCAGCCCUCCCGUAUUCCUGAUCCGGGACCAGGACGAAGUGGAGGGGGGAGCCGGAGGUGUUGGAGUGCAAACGUGCGUGUGCUUUGGGGAUGAUGGACAGGACGUCUUGUGUUGUAGCAGCAAUGAACCACUGAGACGUUGCGUUGAACUGAGGGGAGUCUUCUUCUUCAUCUUCUUCUUCAUCUUCUUUGUCCGUACCUGAGAAUGGGGAGGCGAGCGACGGACCUCGCCACGCCGGUUCCGGUUCUGGGCGUUCCCGCCCUGGUCGGACUCCGCGGCUACAAGACCGCCGGGCCUCCGCCGCUGCCGUCGUUGUCAUGGACACAGCAGUGCAGCAUCGGCGUCCAGACAUCUCCGGGCGUCGGGAAGCUGCCCCUUCUUCAUCCCUGCGCCAGACAACCGGUAAACAUCGUCUUCACCCCGUCGGGGAACUACGGGACCCACGCCUUGGAGAGCUUCGUGGCCAAGGAACUCAAAGAGGAAGGGGUCCUACAACCAGCGCAGAGUGACAGGCUCCAAGGGCUGGCAUCCAAACAGAGGUGUGUGGAAGCCAAGACCCGAAAGGAAGUGACUUUCCAAGAGGUGCCCGCAGGGACCAGCGAGCACCGGGAAGGAAGCCAGGCCAACAAUAAGACCGACUGCUGCUACGCACGGGCAAUCAAGACCAACCCACACCUGGCAGGGAGCCUCCCAAGGGGUGGGCCCAAACCCAAGCUUAACCUCCGCUACACAAAUGGCAGUGUGGUCGACUCGGCCGCCAUCGGAGGGAUCAGCGUCGAGGGUGCGGACGCACGGCCUGUGAAGGACGGCGCUGCUCUCUGUCGGGACCAGGUGCACCCUGGGGGAGGACACUGCGGGGAGCAGGCCGGUGAGGGUGCCUCCGCCACGGCCGUGCAACCCUUCAGAACGCCCCCAAAGAUAUGCAACCAAUGUGGCGGGAAACAGGCGCUGUUGCCCUGCGGCCCGGAUAUUAUGGAGUGGCAGAAAGCUACCGGCUCAUGCCCUGAGGGGAAACCAUUGAAUCCAGGGACAAUCCCAUCUCCAUCCACUGCCACCGCCACCAACACCACCACUGCUACCGACAUGGGGAAGCUCAGAGACCUCCAGGUAGGCCAUUCUCAGCAGCCCCCCGGCAGGACCCCCUGCCUGGCAGGCAGACUCCCGCCUCUAUCCCCCAACGUGCCACAUCCAUCAUGUCCCAUGCACUCUGUUCCCGCCAUCCCCCAGUGCCAUUCAGUCGCGCCAUUACCUCCUCAAACCCCGACCCAAAUCCCCGCCGCCCUUCACACUAAAGCACUGACUGUCACCGAAGCCGUAAUUGAAACCAGACAACACAACGCCACCGGCGAUUCCCUAGAGAUCCAACCGCACGCCAAUAAACCGUCGCUCCCCGCGUGUCUGUCGUCGCCGCCACAGUUUGCCAUCGCCACCAAAUCAAACAUCCCGUACGGAUGUUCUUAUCGUAAACGGACUGAAACGUCAAAUUGCAUCACAGCGCGGAACAACGUGGCAGACGACGGCGCCGCACACAUCGCUCCCAGCCACACAAAACUCCCCGCCGCUGUUCUGGAAAGUACUAGAUCAAACACGCCCACUCCCCCUGGGCCUGAAAACACAUCGAACACAAUCAAAUCGACAUCGACAAACACACUACAUACAGACUUUAAAAUCCAUAUGUAUACCGUGGGUUUGAAAGGCCCCAACACAGUCAAUGACUCGAUUACUGUGAAAAACAAGAACAUGAAAAACAAAGAGAGCCCUGACUCCUCAAGAUCCACAAAGCCAAUGAAUUCAGCCAAGCUACCGAAAGCUUCUCUGGAAAUGGUAAUGAACACUAAGAAUAAUGCCAAGACUGCAAUGCGUCCACAGACUUUCCCUGGCAGUAUUUUACAUCUUUCUACCACACAAGUAAUGGAUACUCUGUCAUCGUACAAGCAGAAUAAUACCGCUUUCCCAGGUGGCACACAUGUGCACAUACAAACCCCGACUCACACAGUGUCACAUACCACUACCAUCGCAAAGACUACGACAGACCUUGUAGCUGCUACAAACCCCUUCAAACGUGUUGGUACACCACUUGAAGCCAAUCCAUCAGACACCAAAACCGCCCAUACCCCAAAGCCUACGAGCAGCCACUCCAGCGCCGACCUCAUUCGGUGUCUGAGCCUCAAACCUCCCCCUAUAACCCCUGAAUCACAGAUUAUUGCAACCUCAGACAGCAAGGCUGUCUCCCCUAGCGUGCCGUCUACAAUCAUCCCUCUCCAUGAGGAGGGCUCAUCGAGCGCAGCAAACCACGCCGCGUCGCCAGAACUGAUUGAAAAUCCCAGAAGUGGCCAUCAAUCACGCGAUGUUUCACCGCAUACGUCGAGCAACGGAGCGCACCUCACCUACAUCCUCAACCUUAACCGUCCAUCACACACAAACAGAUCCCUUCCAACGCAAACUUUGCCAGACCCCCAAACUCAUUCUCAUAAUGGCCCUGCUCUAGAGAAGGCUGUGGUUAUUCAUCAUAGUUCACCGACCUUAGCGUCCCAAGGCCUCCGGGGGCCAGCAGUGCAGCUGUCAGAGCCACUUACUUUAUCAGACAGAAUGCAUUUGGCUGGAGAGCUACCAAAUUCAUCACAUGCGCCUGAAACGAAGGCACAACAUUUGCAUCGAUUUCCUGCUAAUUUGCUAAAAAAUAUGGCAACCUUAACAGUAUCUGAUCAGUGCAUGAGCAAUCACACAUACACAGUUAAUACAAUCCAGCGCGAUACACAGGUUAAUUCAUUAAUCCAGUCCUGUUUUGACCCAAACAAAGACAACUAUAAAUGCAUAGAUAUCCCAGAAAAGCGGAACUCAAAGCCACAUCAAAACUCAAUCUUCCUAAAAGUCACUCAUCAUCUCAAUUAUAUUUCACGACUAAAGCCACAGGGCCAAGUUAAACAACAGCUCCUACAGCUUCAAGGGUGCACAGACACAGUCAAUAAGGUCCGGACGGCGCCGCAGACGCCAGUCAGGGAGACCGAGGAGACCCAGAGUCCAGUGGCGGCGGUACCGCGCCUCGCGGCCCCCCCUGCACCUGACGACCCUGAGGCUGGCACGGGGGACAGCGACGAGCGUUCUCUCUGCUCCACGUCACCCGUCAGGACCCCGACCAACCUCCGCCGCAGCCCCGCCCCGGCGGCGGACGCCACCGCCGACUCCUCCUUCGAAGAGUCGACCGGCGAGUCGUCCAGACGGCGGACCUCCGCCUCGGACACGCCGUCGUCCCCGCUGACAUGGCCCCACAGCUCCCCCGGCUCUGUCCCGUCACAGAGCGCCCUGGACGCCGGCGAGAGGGAGCUCUGCCCGCACUCGCCCACCACGCCCUCCUGCGGCGUCCGACUGCAGCGGCCGUGGACCAACCUGACCGCCCUCGCUCACCUGCGCUCCCGUGUCCGAGCGUGCCCGGGCGCCGGUCGUACCCUGGUCCCCCGCGGCCCGGAGGCGGCCCCGGCCCCGGCCCACGCCCACCCGCCGGACGCCGAGCUGCGGCUGCUGCCCCCCUCGCCCCGCUGCUCCAAGACGGCGGCGCUGCAGUGGAGGCUGGAGACGGUGGAGGCCAGCCUGGAGGCCAACCGGAGCCGCAUCUCCUCCCUGCUCCACAUCAUCCAGGACCUGGAGCACAGCCAGGUGUCCAUCGCCGGCUGCUGGUGCUUCAGGACGGGCCAGGACCUCCAGAACUGCUCCAUCUGCCAGAGGACGGCCUGUGUGGUUUACAGGUGAGACCAGGAUCCACGAGGAACCACGAGGAACCAUGAGGAUCCAUGAGGAACCACGAGGAACCAUGAGUAGCGAUGAUCAGCAC